This is a messenger RNA of Manis pentadactyla (Chinese pangolin), 5188 nucleotides long. It is a transcript of the gene LENG8, whose product is annotated as leukocyte receptor cluster member 8. The record is from RefSeq and is a predicted model, not a curated record. NCBI's taxonomy places the organism in Eukaryota, Metazoa, Chordata, Mammalia, Pholidota, Manidae. The coding region runs from base 204 to 2990 and encodes 928 amino acids. The transcript has 15 exons. Gene Ontology annotation, cellular component: nucleus.
AGGAGACUGGGCGAGGCCUCCCCGUGACGUCAGGACGCCGCGGUCGGGACGUCGAAGCGUAAGGAAGACAAGAACCAGCCGGGUCGCUAGCAGUGCGCGGCCCUGUUGCUGUCGCCUUGGGCCGCCGCUGAGGAGUGCCGGGGGCGAACGGCUGAGUGAACAGUCUGGCUCCCGAGGUCCACCCGUUACACCCCAAGGUCCAGAUGGCGGCCAAUGUGGGUGAUCAGCGUAGCACAGAUUGGUCCUCUCAGUACAGCAUGGUGGCCACGGCGGGUAGAGAAAAUGGCAUGGAGACUCCCAUGCACGAGAAUCCGGAGUGGGAGAAGGCCCGCCAGGCCCUGGCCAGCAUCAGCAAAGCAGGGGCCGCCAGCAGCUCAGCCAAGGCCAGCAGCAGUGGGCCUGUGGCCAGUGCACAAUACGUGUCCCAGGCAGAAGCCUCAGCCCUGCAGCAGCAGUACUACCAGUGGUACCAGCACUACAGCUACGCCUACCCGUACAGCUACUAUUAUCCCGCGAGCGUGUACCAGAGCUACGGCUCCCCGUCCCAGUACAGCAUGGCCGGCUCCUACGGCUCCGCCACGCCCCAGCAGCCCUCUGCACCCCAGCACCAAGGAACUCUGACCCAGGCCCAGGUCCCCGGCCUGGACGAAAGCAUGUCCUACCAGGCGCCUCCCCCGCAGCUGCCAGCAGCCCAGCCCCCACAGCCCUCCAAGGCCCUGCACGGGGCUCAUUCUCUGAACAGCGGCCCCCAGCCUGGGACGGUCCCAGCCACACAGCACAGCCAGGUGGGGCCCGCCAUGGGCCAGGCCUACGGGCCUCAUACCUACACUGAGCCUGCCAAGCCCAAGAAGGGUCAACAGCUGUGGAACCGCAUGAAGCCAGCUCCUGGGACAGGUGGCCUCAAGUUCAACAUUCAGAAGCGGCCCUUUGCUGUUACCAGCCAGAGCUUCACUUCCACCUCGGAGGGCCAACACAGCAGUUUUGGCCCCCAACCCAACCCCGAGAAAGCCCAGAACCAUAGGGGCAGCCUGUCUGGGAAGCCUGAUGACUGGCCGCAGGACAUGAAGGAGUAUGUGGAGCGCUGCUUCACGGCCUGUGAGUCAGAAGAGGACAAGGACCGGACGGAGAAACUGCUCAAGGAGGUGCUGCAGGCCCGGCUCCAGGACGGUUCUGCCUACACCAUCGACUGGAGCCGGGAGCCUCUGCCGGGGCUGACUCGGGAGCCUGUGGCUGAGAGCCCCAAGAAGAAGCGGUGGGAGGCCCCUAGCAGCCUUCACCCUCCUAGGGGGGCAGGCUCCACGACAAGGGGCGGGGGUGCCCAGUCCCAGCGAGGGACACCGGGGGCUGGGGGUGCUGGCCGAGCCCGGGGCAGCAGCUUCGCCAAGUUUGGCAACCGCAAUGUCUUCAUGAAGGACAACAGCUCCUCCUCCAGCACGGACUCCCGCUCCCGCUCGUCCUCCCGGUCCCCGACCCGCCACUUCCGCCGCAGUGACUCCCACUCGGAUUCUGACAGUUCCUACUCAGGGAAUGAGUGUCACACUGUGGGCCGCAGGAACCCACCCCCCAAGGGCCGGGGAGGUCGGGGUGCGCACAUGGAUCGGGGCCGAGGCCGGGCGCAGCGUGGGAAGAGGCACGACCUUGCUCCCAGCAAACGCAGCCGCAAGAGGGCGGUGGUCCUGGAGAGUGAGGACCCUGAGCGGGAACUGAAGAAGCAGAGGCGGGCCGCCCGCUUCCAGCACGGACACGCCCGCCGCCUGCGCCUCGAGCCCCUGGUGCUUCAGAUGGGCAGCCUGGAGGGCAGUGGGGCCGACCCUGACUGGCAGGAGCUGCAGAUCGUGGGCACCUGCACCGACAUCACCAAGCACUACCUGCGUCUCACCUGCGCCCCCGACCCAUCCACCGUGCGCCCUGUGACAGUUUUGAAGAGGUCACUGUGCAUGGUCAAGUCCCACUGGAAGGAGAAGCAGGACUACGCCUUUGCCUGCGAGCAGAUGAAGUCAAUCCGGCAGGACCUGACGGUACAAGGUGUCCGCACCGAGUUCACAGUGGAGGUAUAUGAGACACACGCCCGCAUCGCCCUAGAGAAGGGCGACCACGAGGAGUUCAACCAGUGCCAGACGCAGCUCAAGUCACUGUAUGCUGAGAACCUUCCGGGCAAUGUGGGCGAGUUCACUGCCUACCGGGUCCUCUACUACAUCUUCACCAAGAACUCAGGAGAUAUCACCACAGAGCUGGCAUACCUGACGCGGGAGCUGAAGGCAGACCCUUGCGUGGCCCAUGCCCUGGCGCUAAGGGCAGCCUGGGCUCUGGGCAACUACCACCGCUUCUUCCGACUCUACUGUCAUGCACCCUGUAUGUCUGGCUACCUUGUGGACAAAUUUGCAGACCGGGAGCGGAAGGCUGCCCUCAAGGCGAUGAUCAAAACGUAUGUGAGGCUGAGCCCCACCCCCCAUGCCUCUGCUCUGCCGGCCAGCCUGCCCUCCUCCACCCCUGGGCUGGCAGGCCUCUGGCUCCCGGUUCCCGCACCCUCUCUGGCUCCCGGGCCUCCUGACUCUUCUCUCUCCCACACACGGUCCCACUGCUGCAGGUUCCCUCUCUGCUCCUCUGCUCCUCUUCCUCCGCUCAUAGUGUCCUGGACCCUAGUCUGUCUUCUCGCUCUGGCUCUUGGCCCCCCCACUCCCAGGGCUCUGUCCUCCCUCUGCAGCUCUCCUGCCACUGCCCCCCACUCUGUACAAACUAGAAGAGACGGUCCUCCCCUUGGCAUCUUCUUGUCAAAUGGGGCAAGGCUCUGUGCCCACUUGGGCUCCUUUGAGGAAACAUGCGUGACUUGGGGGGGAGCCAGACCCUGGCAGUACUUUGAAAGAGUGCCCUCUGUUCAGGUGGCGCAUGUGCCUGUGUGGGUAUGGGGUGGGGGAACCCGUGGUUCUCAGUCACAUGAGACCCCCUGGGGACAUGGGGCAAUGUCAGGAGAUGGCAUUUGUCACAACUAGGGGGUGGUGCUGGCAUCUGGAGGGUAGAGGGCGUCAGUCUUGCUGAGGCCAGACAGGUCUGUGGGUCCAGGGGCCUCGGCUAGGUCAGGCUCCGCGGGCAUGGCUGCAGCGGGGAGGAACAGUCAACGUGAGGGUAGGAGGUGCGUCUGAGGAUCCAGCCUGGGUCUGGAAGGCAAGGCCGAGGCUGAGUCAGGGCAGGGGUCCUGGAAGCAGAGACAACUUGGGGUGGGGACAUGGAGGAGGCACUGUGCACGGGACUUGGUACCCCAGCAAGGUGGUGUGUCUACAGGGCCUGCAGGCUGUCAAGCCCACUGCUGUGGCCAGACAGGCCCCGUCAGGGCAGCCCCGAGCUUCAGCGCUGCCCCUUGGGCUGUCAUUGGGUGUCACUGUGUCCCACUUGGUUUACACAGGCUUCGCCUUGGGAAUACAGCUGUGGAUGUGCUUGUUGGAGGCCCGCCUGUCCCUGGCCUUGUGCUGUCACGCCCACCUGUUCCCAAAGUUACACCGCCUUUCUUUGUUAGACACGUGCCUCCCUCCCAGGGCCGAGUCCCUAUAGGGCAGCCAGGAGGCCACCUCAGGUGGGAUGUCCAGGGCUGCAAACGGGGCACAGGCUUAAGUCAGGACUAGUUCAGGUGCUUUCUGCCACUUACUCCCUAGGAGACGUUGGCCGAGGGCUCUGUCUUUGCGGCUGCAGUUCUCUGCAUACAGAGUGCUUAUGGGAGAGAACCCAGUGCUAACGUGACAGGACUGAGAGCAGCACUUCCCUGGCACAUGCCCCAUCUCUUGCCACCAGAAACGCUGUCCUUGGUGUGCAGCAAGUGCUGGCUGACACCUGGGCCUGGGCCCAGGCAGGGGCUGUUGUGAGGGGCUGGUCCCCAGAGUAGCCGGCAGCCCUGCUGUCGUGUGCCUGCGCCUGUGCCUGCAGGCCUCCCCUCCCCCCGGCCCGCACCCCCGCCCCCGGCCGGCCCUCAGCAGCAGAGGAGCCAGCUGGGCCCUUCCCUCCCGUCCCCCUCCUUUCCGUUCCCCCGCACAGGUAAGUGAGGGUGAGACCCGGGGCACAACUGGGCUUGGGGCCACCAACCUCACCCCAGGCCCCCGCAAGCUACCUGAGGUGGGGAGGCUGGGGGCUGAGGUCAGCAGGUAACAUGUUGCGGAAACCCUUUGGAUGCCUGAAGGGAGGGCACCCACUCCCUGCUUGGGGGCCCUCCCCUGCCCACCACCCGCCUCAUCACAUUCUCCUCUUGUCUCCGUAGCUUCCGCCCUGCGCUGCCAGUCUCCUACCUGCAGGCCGAGCUGGCCUUCGAGGGCGAGGCCGCCUGCCGGGCCUUCCUAGAGCCCCUGGGUCUGGCCUACACGGGCCCGGACAACACCAACAUCGACUGCCGCCUCAGCCUGGCGCAGCUGUCAGCCUUCUGAGCACCAGCACCGAUGGGGGCGGGGGGCGGGGCUGCAGUCCCCCAGCACCACUUUGCCAGUUUUUUGAGCCAUGGACUUGGGUUGUAAAUUAAUUUGUGGGGAGUGGGCUCCAGGAAGAGCCAUCAUCCCAGUCCCCGUUUUUCCUAACUGGAGAGAGUGUACAGAGAUUUUUUCUACAUUUCUAUUUUUUGCCUCAGAGGAACAGGAUUGGGCGAGGGUGGGACAGCACGGUGCUGGGGACGGGGUCUGUAGGCUGGCCUGGCCACCUUGCACCUCCACUAAUGCUGUCUCAGUGUUUUCUCUCUCUCUCUCUCGAGCUUGUACUCCGGUACCGACCCGGCAUCCCGGCUGGCCCGUCCCACGCUGGGGGGGCCAGCAGAAGACGACAGGCUGCUCCUCCCGUGCCGCCCGCGGCGAGGGCACCUGCCCACCGCCCGCCCGCCUCCCACAGACUCUUGUUGUCCAGCCCUCCGGGGCCUCAGCGUCUAGGGCAAGGGAGCCACAUAUAGACUGUGCCCCGCCUCGGUCCCCACACCAGAAAUACCGACGCCGCACCGAGGACUCCGAAGGCCAGCGCGGGAUCGUCGCGGGCCGCCGGUCGGGCCGCCUCACCUGCAGUUGUACUAAGUUGUCUCCAUGUUCCCUCCCCCCCCCAGUGUCUCUUCUGGUUUUUUUCCUUCCUCCCUCCCCCACCUCCACCUGCCCUGGUUCCGCACAGGUAAACAGUCACCCCCCUCCCUCCCUGCCUCAUGGGUCACCAGCUCACGUCACGUUUCCUCUUC